AUGUAUUCAACUAGUCGAGUUCAAGAAAGACCAUGUGCGGGUAGUUUUGAAAGUUUGGAAACUAAACAAUAUUCAGAUAAGGCAAUUGCUUUCCAUAAUUAUAUUGGUACAAAUAACAAUAUUCGUUUCGUAAUAGCGUUAUGGAAUAGAACAUUUGCUGCUCAAGUGACCUAUUCCACCGGCACUGGUCCACAUUCUGUGGUAGCAGCCGAUGUGAAUGGAGACAGCAAACUCGAUCUUAUUGUCGCAAACUCGGGUUCAAGAAACGUCGGUAUUCUCCUCAACAAUGGCGAUGGCACGUUUGCUACUCAAAUAACAUAUUCAACUGGUUCUGUCCCGAUUUCUGUGGGAGCACCCGAUGUCAAUGGAGACAACAACCCCGAUAUUGUUGUCGCAAACCAGGCUUCAGACACUGUCAGUGUUCUCCUCAACAAUGGCAAUGGCACGUUUGCUACUCAAGUGACCUAUUCAACUGGCAGUUCACCGUACUCUUUGGUAGCAGCCGAUGUUAAUGGAGACAGCAAACUCGAUAUUAUUGUCGCAAACUUGGUUUCAAACAACGUCGGUGUUUUCCUCAACAAUGGCGAUGGCACGUUUGCUACUCAAGUGACCUAUUCAGCUGGCAAUUAUCCGAUUUCUGUGGCAGCAGCCGAUGUGAAUGGAGAUAGAAAACUCGAUAUUAUUGUCGUAAAUGGGAAUUCAAGAAACGUCGGUGUUUUCCUCAACAAUGGCAAUGGCACGUUUGCUACUCAAGUUACCUAUUCAACUGGCACUUCUCCGCAGUCUGUGGUAGCAGCCGAUGUCAAUGGAGACACCAAACUCGAUAUUAUUGUCGCAAACUACGUUUCAAACAAUGUCGGUGUUUUCCUCAACAAUGGCGAUGGCACGUUUGCUACUCAAGUUACCUAUUCAACUGGUACUUAUCCGCAGUCUGUGAUAGCAGCCGAUGUGAAUAGAGACAGCAAACUCGAUCUUAUUGUCGCAAACUCGGGUUCAGACAGCGUCAGUGUUUUCCUCAACAUUGGCAAUGGCAUGUUUGCUACUCAAGUGACCUAUUCAACUGGUAGUUUACCGUACUCUGUGGCAGCCGUCGAUGUCAAUGGAGACAGAAAACUCGAUAUUAUUGUCACAAACGUGAAUUCGAACAACGUCGGUAUUCUCUUAGCUGUGUGA
Rotaria sp. Silwood2 is the source of this 1173-nucleotide messenger RNA. Lineage: Eukaryota; Metazoa; Rotifera; Eurotatoria; Philodinida; Philodinidae. The record is from the annotation of a GenBank genome assembly.